UCUGUUUUUUUUGGAAUCAUUUCCCGUGCUAUCCCAAUGAAAGGGGAUAGCAUUUCUCCUUCGCUUGUAAAUAAAACACGAGGUAUAUCUUGGCAAUAUCAGGCAGAUCGGUUAGUACCAUUGAAUGAAGGAAACUAGAAAAGAACACACAAGAAGUACUUUCAAACUAAUUUUGUAGCUAACCGGUCGGAUGACGCUGAUGCAACCGACAUCUAAUUGUUACUUCUCUGGAUGUACCCUUCAUAUCGCACACCGCUACCAAUCUCGUCAAUCUGUGUAAUUUCGCACACCGGAGUACGGUAUGACGCAGCCCCGUCGGGCGCCCCGGUGACCCAUCCCUACCACGUGUGUGAGCGCUCCAGGAGAAGGAGGCGGCGCUUAUACUUCCAGCGUAUAUAUAAAAGAGAGACAACCCCCCAAACCGAUUAGCAAAGUUCCCCAAACACACGUAACACUACACUUUUCCAUGUCGAACGAGACGUAGCGAUCGAGAAACGACGCAAACCGCGGGCGACAAUAAAUUGCUAGGUUGUGGACGACAGGAGAGAAAGUAAAAGGGAAAAAUAAAGAUAGACGGAGGGAAUAAAUCGAGAUCCUUGAACUCGACCGGCGAAACGGCAAGAAUUUCACGCUGGCACAAAGAGAGACGCCAUCGACGAGAUAAGGCAGCCGUAAUUUAUUAACGACGAAUCAAAGACUAGCGCAAGACGACGAUAUAAAAAAAACAGAGAGAACGAUUAUAUUCGCAAGGGAUCCUCGACGCGUAAUUGUUAGACGAAUUCGUAGGUGAGAACGAGCGGAACAAGACGUAUCCUGGAAUCAAGACAUCGAGUGGUAGCGGAGCAGCGGAAAGAGCGGGCGGAGGAAGAGGUGGACGGCAUGAAAGACGGGUAGAGAUACCACGAAACGUCAUUUAGGCUCCGCUCUCGUUCCUUGCGUGACAUCCCGAGGGUGCGUGCAACCGACUCGUCUUCACGAGGGCAACGCCGCUGACGACGACGUACGCACUCGCGCACGCACGCGGAGCGAUAACGAACGCGAUCGAUCAAAAACGCGCAGGGAGAAAGCUCGAAACGCCGCAGGUGACGACGACGACGACGACGACGACUACCACGACGAGAAGGACCAGGCCGAUAACUGCGACGACGUCGACGACGACUGCGUCGUUCCGUCACAACGCUGGAAUCACGUAAUUGUCACAACAGCCCCACGUGUGACAACUGCUCGUGACGUUCGCACGCACGCACCUGCGUACACCUACGCACGCGUCUGUCGGCCGACCGACGCGUACUGCACGCAACAGCCAAGCCAAGAGAGGAGAGCCGCGCGCGCGACCUACCAACCGGCCUCCGUGCUUCAUCGGCGUCGCUCGCGAGGGGCCCACCUUCCAGCAAGAAGUCGCUUUAUUCACCAAGAAACGGAAAGAGAUAUACGAACGUACUACAUAAUUACGUCGCGGGGACAGUCAACGACGGCAUAUACUGGAUAGAAAGAGAGAAAAGGUGCGGAAACGUGUCUAUCAGCCGUCGAUCCGGCCACUUCCUUUCACGCCGCCAGGAUGUCCAAAAGGAGACAGAUGAUGCAGCCAUGGCCUCUGUGCCUGCCGCCCUUCGCGAAAACGAAGGAGCGCAGCGUUCUGCCCAAAUAUUACACGAAGGUGACCCCGGUCACGAGUCCUUCGUCCUCCAGCUCAGGCUCCGCAUUAGAUUGCUCGUCGAACACUACUCUAGUGACGAACGCCAGUCCGUUCAACAGCCAGACGGCCCUUAUUGUCGAAAAGAAACACUUUUCUGGCAAUACCAGCAAAGGCUCAAGUCACUACUAUGUCGAAAAUCUGAGGAAUAAUACUCAGAAAGCCCUGAACGGGUCGCGGAUAUAUGAUCCUUUGGAUAAAGGUCAGGACGCCGAUUACAAACAGCUCGAUCCUUUACUGUCAGUCGAGCAAAACCCGAGCACCGAUAUCCUCAUGGAUUCCCAAGUCCCGAAGCCACCGAAGGACGAGCAGAACGUGACUACCCACCUGCCGUCCACGGAAUUCCAGAAGAGCGACAAGCCAUCCAAAAUGCUACGCUAUGCCACUCAAGUGCUGACCGCAUUAUCAGUAUCAUUGGGUUCAAUGGUGAUUGGUUACUCGAGCUCCUAUACAUCACCUGGAUUAGUAUCUAUGCGCGAUAAUAGCACAACGAGUUUCGAAGUUAGCAAACAAAUGGGUAUGUGGAUCGGGUCACUUAUGCCUUUAAGCGCACUUUUCGGUGGCAUUGCUGGAGGGCCAUGCAUCGAGUAUCUCGGGAGAAGAAACACGAUAGUCGCCACAGCGCUCCCAUUCAUCGGAUCGUGGCUUUUAAUCGCAUUGGCUCAGAAUGUCGCGAUGGUAUUAGUUGGGCGCGCAAUAUGUGGGUUUAGCGUGGGUGUUGCUUCCUUAUCACUACCUGUGUACUUAGGCGAGACUAUACAAACAGAAGUGCGCGGUACACUUGGCUUGAUGCCCACCGCCUUUGGUAAUGCUGGAAUAUUAAUAUGCUUCACGGCGGGUAUGUAUCUGGAUUGGAGAAACCUGGCGCUGGUAGGUGCAAGUUUGCCCAUACCGUUCCUGAUUCUGAUGUUUCUGAUCCCGGAGACCCCGAGAUGGUACAUCUCAAAGAGAAAGACGAAGAAGUCACGAAAAUCUCUGCAAUGGCUCCGCGGCAAGGAUACCGAUAUAACCGACGAAUUGACUAUGAUUGAAAAGUUGCAUGCCGAGAGCGAACAAAACGCCUCUCAGGGAACGAUCUCGGAGUUAUUGAAGAGCAACAAUCUGAAACCACUGCUCGUUUCCUUGGGACUAAUGUUAUUCCAACAAAUGUCAGGAAUCAACGCAGUUAUAUUCUACACGGUGCAAAUUUUCCAGGACGCUGGUAGUACGAUUGAUGAAAAUCUUUCGACUAUAAUCAUCGGUCUCGUGAACUUCAUAUCCACUUUCGUCGCCGCAUUCACGAUCGACAAGCUGGGCAGAAAGGUGCUGCUGUACGUAAGUGGCGGAGCGAUGGUUCUAACGCUCUUCUCCCUCGGCGGAUUUUUUUACGUGAAAUCAUACGGUGUCGACGUGACGGCCUUUGGCUGGCUGCCAUUAGUCAGUCUAAUCGUCUACGUGAUCGGCUUUUCGCUGGGUUUCGGUCCGAUUCCCUGGCUGAUGAUGGGCGAGAUCUUGCCAGCUAAGAUUCGCGGCUCAGCUGCCAGUAUCGUGACCGGCUUUAAUUGGAUGUGCACCUUCAUCGUAACGAAAACUUUCGAGGACGUAAUAGCGGUAAUUGGCGCGCACGGCACUUUCUGGUUGUUCGGCGCCAUCGUCAUAGUGGGCUUCAUCUUCGUGAUCGUUAGCGUGCCGGAGACGCGCGGCAGAUCGCUCGAGGAGAUCGAGAAGAGGUUUAACGGGCCAACUAGAAGAAUGAGCGCGGUCGCCAACAUGAAGCCGAUGCCGAUGGCCUGUUAGCUUCGAAUCAGUGCUCAAUCGCGAUUUUCAUCAACAUGGGAAAUUUGUCAGAACAAGAGGAAACAGGACUCAACGAUGUCACUUUAGGGGAAAGGUUUCCUUAAAGAUACUUAAUGAUAUCCUUAGAAAUAAUCUUAGUUUAAAGUGAAGUCAAGCUCGAAAGUAUGCUUCCUGCGAAGCGUAAGUGCUCACUCACUCUCUCUCUCUCUCUUUCUCUCUCUCUCUCUCUUUCUCUCUCUUUCCCUCCCUAUCUUUCUCCUCGGCUCUUCUAUUUUGUUUUUACUUUUAAAAUAUUUGUAGGUUAAUUCUUGUGUAGCCUGCCUGUUACAACGAAUCUGGGCUGAAACAAUUUAGUGAUAAUCGGUAAAGAACGGAAUCAUUUUUGAUCCGAAUGAUAUAAGAGAGCAAACGAGAACAAAAGAAUUUUCCUUAAAACUUAUAUUUAAUUAACUGUUCUGUUGAGAAUGGGCGAACAAAUAUAGUAAUUAUUCUUGAUUGACAAUAUUACUCGCGGACUGUGCUUUCUCUUUAUAUGCAAUGUUGGAUAGAGUAUAUUCAUCUUUUGAUAGUUUUUUUACGAUAAUCAGUGCAAUGAUCAUUCGAAAACUUAAGAAAUGUAUCCUCUUAAAAAUUAACGUUGCUUAAGAUUAAAAAUGUUGGGGAAAACUUAAUUUUAAAAGUGUUUAAACAUUUAUAAAUUAAUUGUUUACAGGUUAAAAGUUUAUAAAUUAAUAAUUUAUAAAUUAAACAUUUAUACAUUGAUCAUUUAUAGUUUAUAAAUAGUUGUAUAAAUUAGUCGAUUGUAUAUUCGAAUCAGUAAUUUAACAUUAAAAAUGUUCUCGUUUGUUUCCUCCAUAAUAAUAAAUUGAUUUUAGUGAAUUUAGUAAUGCGAGGUGCGUCUUAUCGGUAUUUAAAUUGUAAGUUCGAGGAUCUCGAGCUCGAGGAACACGAAUUUUAAAAACAAUUAAUUAGAUUUGCGAUCAUGAAAAUGUGUUCUACUUUUCCGCAGAGGAAAUAACAUGAUACGUAAACUAUCAGCUGUUGACUAGGUGUAUAGUUGUGCUCGAUAGUUUUUAAUACUCGACAGUUCUAUAGAGUCUACCUCAAGUUAAUGCUACUAUUAUGCGUUGAUGGACGCGUGAAAUAUAUGAAUAGCAUGUCUUCCUUUUAAAGUGCACGCAAAACAGUAAAAUCUGCACGGAGGGUGUAGUACCGCAUAGUUUUGUGCGGAAUUUCGAAAUGUAAGUGCCGCAUUAAAAGGGAUAGAAAAGUUUUAACUUGUGAAAAAUCGGUGAUACAUUUACAUAAAAUCGUUUCUUUUUCGUUACUUUUGUAUUAUGACGCUGGCAAUUGAACCAAUAUUAUUGGAUGGUAAACGAAUACAAGCGAUUGUAGAUACUGAUGAGCAAUCAUAGACAAAAAUCUGUGGAUUAUAAUAAUAAUACUAUAAUAAGGGAAAAUACAGUGCAAUUUCAUAGAGAGCGCGAAAAAUUUUAUUUAUCACUAUAGGUAGAGGAAUAUCAAAUUUUUUUAUAGACUAUUUAUACUAUAUGUUAACGAUAAAGAAAUAUUUAACAUAAAAAGAUAAAAAGAUAUUUAAGAAAUUUAAAAAAAUAUUAAAUUAAAAUAUAUUAAUUAAUUUAACAAAAUAUGGAACUGCUACAGCUCGAUCCAUCCCUAUACAGUAUAUAUUGUGAUUUUCCAGGUAUAACUCAGCCUAUAAAAACAUUUCGCAUUCAAUUAAUACCUAUAGUAAUGAACGAAAUUUUACCGAUUUUUCACAAGAUCAAACCUUUCUAUCUCCUUAAAGGGAAUGUUCGUUGCGCUGCCGCUCGAACACCACGCCGUCAUACUUUUACAGAGAGAUUAAUAGUAUUGCCAAAUUCUGUCAUAAAUGGGAAAAUACGAGAUACAAGAAAGCACGAAAAUGUCGCAUUUGUUCUGUGAGAAACGCAGCCGCAAUUUGCAUUUAACGAAUAUAAAUACAAUUAAUAAAACGAAUUUCAUAAAAGAAUCGUACACGGGGAAAAAAUUGAAUUAUUCGUAACAAUGAACGAAUCAAACGCAUUUUGAUUGAAGGAAACGGAAUUUUCCGUUCUUAUGACCCAAUUUGGUUUAUAAAAAUCAGAAAUUGUAUUUGCUUCAAAACGUGUUUGAUUUCUUCAUUGUGAUAUUAAUUCAACCGAUCUUUUUUCUCCAUGUAAAAUCGUUGAAGGAGAAAUUCGGCACAAUCAAUUUUCGUGACGCGAAUGCGAACUCUUGCGAAUUAAUCGCACUUUGUAACUUGAAAAAUACGUGUACUUAUGUAUAUACACAGAUAGACCAAAAGACCGGUCUUUUGAAAAAGGGCGAUGCUUCCUUCAGUACGAUAAUAAGCUUUUGAGGCUCCUGGGUACUCACCAUAGCUGUCUUUUUUUUUAUGAAAAAAGCAGAAAAACAUCUGGACAUUUUUACAAGUGUGACAAAUUGAUCACGAAUAUUAUUUUGUAUAUAUAUUUUUUUUAUUUCCACAUAUGCCGUCACAUAAAUUGACAUGAUUUUCCUCGCUUCUGACGUCAUAAAAGAAGGACGACCAAGGCCAGUGAGUAUCCAGGAGCUAUAAGAUCAAUCACGUUCUUUCACGUUUUCUUCAAGAUAGAACUACUAAUUUGUAAAUAGCCGAAGGUUUAGACAGAUAAAAGUAUCUUAUAUUCACGUUCCAAAAUCGACGCUAAAUCGAUCCUCCCAACGUUCUCCCUUCGCUUAUCGAGUGAUAGUAUAAAUGUUACUAGCAGAAAUAUUAGGUAUAUAAAUUAAUUCCGUACCUUUUCUCAUGAAAUUCAAAGUUUAUUCACAAAAAGACAAGUAUAUACAUUUAAUAUUCGAAAAAAUCUCCAUUAUUUUCAAUAACUUUAUUCCAUCUUUCGGGCAACUGACGAAUGCCCUCGCGAAAGAAACUUGGUGGUUUUAAUUUGAUAAAAUCGUCGAUGCUUUUUCGGACCUCGUCAACUGUUUUAAAAUGAGUAUCCGCCAAAUGAUGUUGAAGCGACCAAAAUAGGUUUUAAUCCAAUGGGGCUAAAUCUGAUGAAUAAACCACAUGUGGAAGAAUUUCCCAGCCUAAUGUAUAGAUGAUAUCUUUUGUCUCUUUUGCAGUAUAUGAUUGCACGUUAUCAUGCAGUACAAUUACCGGCCUAGUUCCAUUACCGGUAAAAAGUCUUUUUACAAGUUUUACGAGUCACAACAUCUUCAUCUAAAGUGGAACAAAUCACUUCGGUAGAUUGAGCAGCAUUUUUAUUCAAUUGAAGUGCAAAAAGGAUGCAGUGCUUUAGAAACUUCUUUUCAAACAACAUCGUGAUAACUACUGCUUUCUGAGAUUGUUUGAUCGGCAAGGCCGUCAAUUAUUAAAGUGCUUCUUAAAGCUUAACGUUGGCACUUUCAAAUUACCAUAUAGAAUAGAAAAAAAAUUAAAAUUUGAAUCAGAGUUACAGGACAUUCAAUGCAAAGGUACCGAAUUAAUUUGUAAUAUAUAUUUAAUCUAAUAUAUAUUUUUAUUUUCCAAAAUGAGAAGCUUAGAAAAUAGUAACGUAAUAAUAGGAAACGAGAUGAAAAUCUUAGAAAAUUAUUAGCGGAAGAGAAGAACUACAUAUUGUAAUAAACGUCGUAUACUUUCUCUCUUUAAAAAAAAUUACAGUCAAAUCGCACGGACAUCUCGCAAAGUGUUCUCGGUCAAAUUAUCCAAGAGGUAGUAAUUCGCUAGAGAAUUUCAACGCGUUUCAAUCAAAAUAUUAAUAAAAAUUAGUUUGUAUAUUGCUUAAACAAAACUUAAUUUGUAUAUAUAUAUAUAUCAAAAAAUUAUUUACACAAGAUAAACUACGCAUAAAAAUAUUACAAAAACCAAUUUAAAAAAUUCCAGAUAUUGUGUAAUAAUGAAUAAAGUUUAAAAAAUGUAAGAAGUUUUAAAUUAUGAUAGAAUAAUGUUGAGAAAUUUAAUUUCACGAAAAAAUUAAAAUUGUCCCUUUUAUUAAAUUUUACCUACAAAAGGAUUUAAUAAAAAAAAUUUACAGGCCAAAGAAGUUAAUUAAAAUCUUUACGAUGUCUCUAUUGUUUUACAUCUAUAAUAUUUACAUUCUUUACAUAAAUUAACCAAUGAAACUGCGAACAAAUUAAGGCCAGGUGAUCCCAGCAUAUCAUGUUGCCACUAUCAUCUCUAUAUUAAUUCAUUGUAUUUGACCGAAUACACUCAUAUUAUGUCAAUGUAGUAUAAUAUAAAUCUCAGCAUAUCAUAAAUGAUAACUGAGGGAAGCGUUAGAAACUACACAAAUGUUAAAAUCACUAUGAACAUUCGUUUGUAUAUAAGAUGACUAAAGUACGCUUGUAGAUGUGUGUUCAAAUCAAAUAUGAAAAAUUCCAUUAGAGGCGAAUCUCAUUCACAUAGAAAUGUUUUUUGUAGCAUGCAUUCGUUCGCAUGUUAAAUAAUGUUAUGAUAAUAAAUAUUGUUUAUAGUGCGUGAAAAAUCUUAUUUUAGAAUUGUAAAGGCAUUACUAGAACAAAAAAUCAUUCCUGCGGUUUAAUGUACGUAUCGAUUUAAUAUCGUAUAAAGCAAUAAGCCUUAUUCAAUAUCUCAAUGUGCGUUUUUUACGAAAGUUAUUAUAUAAUAAUAAUAGACAUGUUAAUGUUCUCUUUUGUACAACGACUAAUCAUGGCAUUUCUUUACUUCUGCUGUUUCCCGCUUAAUUGCGAUAUGCACGGAGUGAUACCGUUUAUUUAUAAGGUGUUUGCCAAAGCCCAAUGGAGAUGGCGAAAUAUUUUUUAUAAUUUAAUACUCAUGUUAAGUUUAUACGUAAUUUGUAA
This is a messenger RNA of Dinoponera quadriceps, 8299 nucleotides long. RefSeq names its product facilitated trehalose transporter Tret1 (gene Tret1-1). The record is from RefSeq and is a predicted model, not a curated record. The transcript has 7 exons. Gene Ontology annotation, molecular function: sugar transmembrane transporter activity. Lineage: Eukaryota; Metazoa; Arthropoda; Insecta; Hymenoptera; Formicidae. Gene Ontology annotation, cellular component: membrane. Gene Ontology annotation, biological process: transmembrane transport; carbohydrate transport. The coding region runs from base 1559 to 3469 and encodes 636 amino acids.